AUGGCUGCCGAGCCCAGCCAGACGGAAAAGUCGCCUGUUGAGGUGGCGACUGUGGGAGACGGCGAGAAUGGUGCUGUCGUCGUUGCGAAUGACUCGGCCAAGAAGCGACAGUCCUUGUCGGACAUCUUCACCAUCAGCGGCUCCAUUGCUUCAAACCAGAUCGCAGCCGGCGCCGCCCUCGUCUCGGAUGGCUACCAGAACAACCUCAUGACCAUGUCCAACGUCCUCUUCAAGAAGGAAUAUCCCGCCCAGUACACCUCGACCGUCAGCACUCGAGUGUCUAAUUCUCUCCUGGUCGGAGCCAUCCUCGGCCAGGUCACGGUAGGCUUGACGUGCGACUAUCUGGGACGCAAGACGGCUAUUGUGGUCACGACGCUCCUCAUCGUCAUUGGCGGCAUACUGGCCACUGCCGCCCAUGGAGUCACAAUCGACGGCAUGUUUUGGAUGCUGACGAUUGCACGAGGCAUUGUGGGAUUCGGUGUUGGCGGCGAGUAUCCGGCUGCAAGCACAUCGUCUUCUGAAGCAGCCAACGAGCACGCUCUGGACAGACGAGGCCCGAUCUUCAUCCUCGUCACGAACUUGCCUCUCUCCUUUGGUGGUCCCCUCGCCGUUUCCAUCUUCCUCAUUGUGCUGUCUGCCGCUGGCCAGGAGCAUCUGUCGACGGUGUGGAGGGUGUGCUUUGGCAUCGGCAUUCUUCUCCCGCUAUCGGUGUUCUACUUCCGCCUCAAGAUGCUCAACUCCAAGCUGUACCGCAAGAGCGCCAUCCGGCACAAUGUGCCAUACGGCCUAGCCCUGAGAUACUACUGGAAGACCCUGAUUGGUACUUGCGGUGCCUGGUUCCUGUACGACUUCGUCACCUUCCCCAACGGCGUCUUCUCCGGCACGAUCCUCUCGUCCGUCGUCGAUGCCAACGACACGCUUCGCAGCACUGCGGAGUGGCAGCUGUUGCUGGGGGCCAUUGCCCUCCCUGGCGUCUUCCUCGGCGCGUUUCUGUGCGACAGGAUCGGCAGACGCAAUGUCAUGAUGAUUGGCUUCUGCGGGUAUCUCGUCUUUGGCCUCAUCAUUGGGUGUGCCUACGACAAGAUCACAAAGAUCACGCCCCUCUUCGUCAUCUUCUAUGGCCUGAUGCAGAGCUCCGGCAACUUUGGUCCGGGAGACAUGCUGGGCCUUUUGUCCUCGGAGAGCUACGCCACCAGCGUCAGAGGCACUUUCUACGGCCUCAGCGCCGCGUUGGGCAAGACGGGAGCUGCCGUGGGCACGCAAGCGUUCACGCCUAUACAAAGCAACCUGGGCAAGCAGUGGACAUUUAUCAUCGCCGCCAUCUGCGGCGUUGUGGGGGUUCUGGUGACAUACUUCUUUGUGCCCAAUGUGACGGGCGAGGAUCUCGCCGUGCAAGACGACAAGUUCAAGGCUUACUUGCUGGAGCACGGAUGGAGCGGGGAGAUGGGUCUCAAGGACGACAAGGAGCCGACUGUGGAGGAGGACGAGGAAGUGGCCUUGCCGGCUGUUGAUGAGAAAAGUGUCCGGGUAUGA
Trichoderma reesei QM6a is the source of this 1533-nucleotide messenger RNA. RefSeq lists its product as uncharacterized. Gene Ontology annotation, molecular function: carboxylic acid transmembrane transporter activity. The record is from RefSeq and is a predicted model, not a curated record. Bases 1 to 1533 code for a protein of 510 amino acids. Gene Ontology annotation, biological process: carboxylic acid transport; transmembrane transport. Lineage: Eukaryota; Fungi; Ascomycota; Sordariomycetes; Hypocreales; Hypocreaceae. The transcript is spliced from 3 exons. Gene Ontology annotation, cellular component: plasma membrane.